UUUUUUUUCUUGGCUGUACUUGCUCAUUAUUAUGCGCUCGUUCGACCUGCAGGCAGUGCGAAGGGCACGGUUUUCUUACAUUAUUUCAGCGAGCACGCUUGUUACCUUGUUUGUAAUUUUUCACCUAAAUUACUUUGUAGUCGAAAAUGAUAUUGUCAACGCCGUCGCAUCUACACCUUCAUUUUUCCCGGAGCGAUUAGAGCUAUCUCUAAAUCCCACGCCGCCUGUGGAGCUCGUUGUUGCGAGUACAAGCCAGCAGAAUACUUCUUGGUAUUCAAAAUUCUUUCCAGAUUGGGGAAGCAACAUUUUUACAGUGGAUGACCAAUUUUCCCCGUUGAAAAUACCGCGUAAUAAAGGUCAUGAAGCGAUGGUUUAUCUGACCUACAUCAUCGACCGUUACGAGAGCCUUCCGGAGAACAUCCUCUUUCUCCAUGCCGAAAGAUUCCAGUGGCAUAAUGACAAUCCUAACUACGAUGGAGUCUUAUUAUUGAGAAAUUUCCAAUUCCCUUAUCUACAACAAGAAGGGUAUGUGAACCUGCGUUGCGUUUGGACAUUGGGCUGCCCAGCAGCCAUACAUCCCUUAAAGGACGAGUUGGUCGAGGGAAAAGUUAAUAAGCAGGCCAUGGGGGCAGUUUUUCGACAGGCUUUCCAGGAGCUGCUGCCUGAACACCAAGUGCCUCCCGAUGUUGGCGUCAGUUGUUGUGCGCAGUUUGCAGUGACAAGGGAUACAAUCAGGCGAAGACCCCGUGACGAUUACUUGCGUUUCCGGGAGUGGUUGAUAAAAACCCCGUUUCCUGAUGAGUUGAGUGGGCGGUUCUUUGAGCACUCAUGGCAUAUUAUAUUUGGCAAGGAACCUGUGCAUUGCCCGUCGGCUCAGGAUUGCUAUUGCAAACUAUACGGAAUGUGCAAUCUUCAAGAUUGUACAGUUCGAGGUUGUAACAGUUAUUAUGUAUUACCACCUUACUCCACACUUCCAAAGGACUGGCCCCGAAUCGGCUGGGAGGGAGAGGAACGGCCUUAUAAUGAUAUUGCCCCCCCGUGAAGUAGUUACUUGGCAACAGACGCUUGCUUAACAUUUUUAACGGUAGAAGAGUUCUUCACGCCACAUGUGUGACGAAUAGCUACCUUUCGAAUAUCUAGGCAAUGAUCAUCCAAAUCGUGCCGCGCUGGAUGAGCACUUCCAGCGCUAUUUUCACAACCCCUCAUGAUACCUCAUCCCGGUUCAGUGAACGUGCUCAUAUCGUGAAUACCAGCUGACAUCGCACAUGGCUUUCUUUUAUAUCCUAGCUGACAGUGCUCUUUCGUUGAGGCGGUGGGAACAUAUGGCCAUCAAAAACGUGCAAGUUAGCGUAAUUGUCGUUUUUUCUCAUCAUCUAAAACUACAUAGUACGCAAAUUGCGACGGAAACAUAUAGAAAUAUAGAGAGGGCUAGUUGAAUUUAUUCAAGCACAAUUAUAUCGAAGCCUAAUACCUU
Molecule: messenger RNA, 1474 nt
Organism: Talaromyces proteolyticus
Lineage: Eukaryota; Fungi; Ascomycota; Eurotiomycetes; Eurotiales; Trichocomaceae
Exons: 3
Coding region: 32-1042 (336 amino acids)
Source: RefSeq, a predicted model, not a curated record